AUGUCGCUCGUCAAACUGUCAUGCACCGAUCUUUCCGUUGUGACGAUUCGAAUAUUUAGGAACUGGUUGAAUGUCAAUCACGUUUGUUCAAAAAAUCGGUACGCUCAUACCGAUUUGCCACGACCAAAUUUCAAAGAAUUUCGCCGAAAGAAGCUUCAAGACCCAAAUGUGUCUGCAACGCGAAGUAACGAUGAACGAAGAACAGCGACCUACGCUGCGUCUUUCGUUGCCAAUGUCGCAGCUUUGUAUGGAAUAAAAUCUCACAUAGUACACUACGUACUGUUCAUGUCACCGUCUCGAGACAUUUUAGCAGAAGCACAAAUCGAAGUUAGCUUGGUGGGUAUAACGCCAGGGAAGGUGUCGAUUAUGAAAUGGCAGGGAAAGCCAAUUUUCAUUUACAAUCGUCCUCAAUCCAUCAUAGAACGAGAGAGACUAGUGAACGUUGCUCAGUUAAGAGACCCCGAAAGUGACGAAGAAAGAGCAAAAAGACCAGAGUGGUUGAUCGUUACAGGAAUUUGUACGCAUCUUGGAUGCAUCCCAAUCCCUAAUGCAGGAAACAUACCUGGUGGAUUUUAUUGUCCUUGCCAUGGAUCACACUUCGACGGAGCUGGACGAAUACGCCAAGGACCAGCGCCUACUAAUAUGGAGAUACCCAAACAUGAAUUUCUCGAUGACAAUACCGUCCUUAUUGGUUGAUUGAACUGCCAUCACCAUACCUAAUUCUCUUCUUUGUCUUCUCACUAUUCCUUCACAUUCUAUAAACUCAAUGUUUGAUAACGAAAUAACGAUACAUUUGUAAUAUGUAAAACGAACUGUUCCACUUUUCUUGUGUUGUCAAGC
Molecule: messenger RNA, 840 nt
Organism: Hylaeus anthracinus
Lineage: Eukaryota; Metazoa; Arthropoda; Insecta; Hymenoptera; Colletidae
Product: cytochrome b-c1 complex subunit Rieske, mitochondrial-like
Exons: 3
Coding region: 1-696 (231 amino acids)
Biological process (GO): mitochondrial electron transport, ubiquinol to cytochrome c
Cellular component (GO): membrane
Molecular function (GO): quinol-cytochrome-c reductase activity; 2 iron, 2 sulfur cluster binding
Source: RefSeq, a predicted model, not a curated record